UCUGAAUUAGAUUCGCAUUUUUGCAACGACUGAAUCCAGUUGUUUAAUAUACAGCAGAACUUCCUGUAAUAUUGAAAAUGUUCUUACAUUAUAGCACGAGACCUGCAGAAAGGCAUGGUUCUUGACAUCCAUGACAGAGACUCAAGCUACGACGACGAGAGGCGAAGUGCCACGCACAGCUCCGCGAACAUAGCUAAAUCAGUUGAGGACGGAAUAGAAAAAUAGGCAAGCCGAGUGUUUUUCUUUGAAAUACAGUAUUGAGACUCUCUCUCCGAUCUAAUCGCUCGUCUUCAUUGGUUUAGCGAGACAAAGUCGCGGUGCGUAAAUGAGAGAAAAUCAUCGACAAAUAAUAACCGAGAACGGAGCGAUGCAUUUGUUCAACGUGUUCAAUACAGAGCUGUAGCUAGUUUUUUAAGUGGCGAGGAAUGCUAUCUGAGCUCACGCAUCAAUGUUUCACUGGGGCAAGUGGAAGAAGAGGAUGGGCGCGAAUAGUUCUAAGAGACCGGUCUACGAUGAAAAGGAAGAUGUAACCUUUGACCACUUCCAGAUUCUCCGGGCCAUUGGGAAGGGGAGCUUCGGAAAGGUGUGCAUCGUGCAGAAGAGGGACACAGAGAAGAUGUACGCCAUGAAGUACAUGAACAAACAGCAGUGCAUAGAGAGAGACGAGGUCCGAAACGUCUUUAGAGAGCUAGAGAUUCUACAGGAAAUAGAACAUGUUUUUUUAGUAAACCUCUGGUACUCGUUCCAGGACGAGGAGGACAUGUUCAUGGUGGUGGAUCUGCUGCUGGGAGGGGACCUGCGCUACCACCUCCAACAGAACGUCCAUUUCAACGAGGACGCUGUCAAACUCUACCUGUGUGAGAUGACCCUGGCACUGGACUACCUGCAGAGCCAGCACAUCAUCCACAGGGAUAUCAAACCAGACAACAUCUUGUUGGAUGAGCAAGGCCAUGCCCACCUGACAGACUUCAACAUUGCUACAAUAAUCAAGGAUGGAGAGAGGGCCACUGCCUUAGCUGGAACCAAGCCCUACAUGGCACCAGAGAUCUUCCAGUCCUUUGUGAGUGGGGGGACGGGUUAUGCCUUUGAGGUAGACUGGUGGUCACUAGGCGUGACGGUCUUCGAGGUGCUGCGUGGUUGGAGGCCCUAUGAAAUCCAUGCCAGUAACUCAGUGGAGUCUUUAAUGCAGCUCUUCAGUACCGUCAGUGUGCAGUACAACACCGCCUGGCCCAAGGACCUGGUCCAUCUCAUGAGGAAGCUGCUGACAGUGAAUCCAGAGCAUCGUUUCUCCAGCCUGUCUCACAUGCAGACGGCUCCCUACCUCUCUGACAUCAACUGGGACGCUGUCUACGAGAAGAAGAUAGAUGCUGGGUUCGUUCCUAAUAAGGGUCGUCUGCAUUGCGACCCAACCUUUGAGCUGGAGGAGAUGAUACUAGAAUCUCGUCCCCUCCACAAGAAGAAGAAGAGACUGGCCAAGAACAGGUCACGGGAAGCCAGCAAGGAUUCCCAGUCGGAGAAUGACUACCUACAGGAGUGCCUUGAAGUGGUGCAGUCUGAGUUCAUGAUCUUCAACCGUGAGAAGUUGAAAAAGAGGCAGGAGGAGGGUGCAGAGGGAGGGGAGUCUGAAGGAGCUGCCGAGGGGGGUGAUGAUGGUGAUGGAGAAGGAUCCGGGGAGGCUGAGGGAGGCACAGAGGAUGAGGAUCCUGAACCCGAGUCCUCCUCCAAACUAAGCAUGUGCGGCUCGGUCUGCUCCUCUCCUGGCAGCUGCUAGCACCACACCACCACCUGGUGGUCUCUCAGGCUGCUGUGUGUGUGUGUGUGUGUGUGGAACCAUGCCUAUAGAUACUCUAACCUCUCCUAUGUAGCCAUGAUGACUGGAGGAACUGGAAGGCACAGCAGAACAACAACGCACAGCAGGACACAAAAUGGCUCUCCUAUUUCUUCUUCUGUAGCAUCCACCGUUAAGGCAUGAAUGAAACUGCAGGGUUACAGAGCGGUCCCGCCCUCCGCGCCCUAGAAUAAGCUCUAACUCAUUUCUAUGCAACGUACAGCAUGAAAGUAAGGUAUCACUACAAGAGGGGAUAACAAGAAGCAGAAGCCACACGAUAUAUGAGCAUGACAACAUACAGAGAAAUUAGGAGCCAGGUUUAAGAGUUUCUUUUUAAAUAUUUGCCUUUUGUUUGCGCUCCCGCUCUUUUUAGCCUCGAGUAGAUGUAGCUACCUCUGCAAACUCACAUACUGAAUUAUUCAACUGAGUUAGACAGUUGCCUGUGUAGCUCGUGCAAUCCCUCUCCUACUCUCUGUGCAGUCCUCCUAUUCUGAACGGCUAUUACUGUUGCCCGGUUACCUUCUCCAAAUGCCUUUCAUUUCAAUUAUAGUAUAGAAUUGUUCAAGUACCACAAUGCCAAUUAUACAGUGCAGUGCACAUAGACAUAGAAUAACUAUUAUAUUACUAUGUUCUAUGUCAUUCUCUUCCUAAGGUAGUGCAGUGGAAAGAGACUUUUAGAGGAGGGUAAAUGUUGUUUUCCAAUCACAGUAAGUGAGUCUUCUAAUAGAUACAUGCAAUAACAGUAUGGGCCAUUCGGGACAAGGAGGUUUUGCAAUUUAAAAUAAAUCACUCGUUCAAUCCGAUAUCGUAGACCCAUUUUUAAGUGGUGUUGAUUGUUAAUCAAUAGCCAUUCAUUACGCGUUAGUUGUGACUAUAUUAUGCAUCCGCAUGCUGGUUUGAUUAUUACUACGGCGAUUACGCUCCUCCAACGGAACCUUCUUCCAGACAUUUUUUUUUUUUUUAAACGCCCUGUCAGUUAGAGGGACUUAGUACAUCUGUGGUGUAAAUGGAAGGUUUCCCUCACCGUCGACCUCUGUGACUGUUGCCAAGAUGCGGUUCUAUUAUCCCACUGCUCCACUGUGGGUUACAUGCUCAUACUGCUUGAGUUCUUAUACGUUAAACAUAAACAUUGUCACCACCAGGGGAUCCGACCAUAGAAGAAGAAUCAUAUUGAGUGUACCCCAUAAGGGUUUAGUUAAAUUGACCUCGCCUUGGGAGGCUUUUCCUGUUCUAGUCUUUUAUUUUUCCAUGGAUCAGACAUGAUCAACUUCUAUUGAAUAGCUACAGAAGAGUGUCGUAGUUGAACAUCGUCCCUUAUUAGACUAAGAUGACAUUUGAACAAUCGUCUCUCAUAUGAUUGUCUCGAUCACUCCCAUAUGAAAAAUGAUCAUGGGGCAGUAUUAUUAGUUGUGUGGUUGAAACGGUCACCUAAUAGGGAUAGUGGUACAUUUUUAAGGUGGUGCCCUUCGUCUCAGCCUGGACAUCUGGGAACAUGUAGCAUCGCCCACCUUAAAAACCCUAAGGCCUAACAAAGUAAGGUGUAAAUAGCCUAACCUAACUCUCCACAGUUGUAUGUGGGACUGCUUACUAAACAUACAUGUUACUAAAUGGAGAGCAGUAUGAAGCCAAACGUUCAUACACUGUUGUACUCAUUUUAUUUCCAAGUGUGCAGGCACAACUUGUAGGCAGAUAUGCCAAAGCUUUUCUACCAUUUGCAUAGCCAUUUCUAAGAACUUUGUGUGUGAACGUAUGUUUCCUCUCUGUAGCGCAUAGAACCACUGUUCCUUCUGUGAAUGAAAAUACUAUCAUUUGUAUACAAGCAUUUAUUGUGAUUAUAUAUAAAGGAAUGUUUUUUUGGGGGAAAUAAAAUAUUAUUCAAUUAUAUGGGGGUAAAAAAAAUAAUAAUCUGACUUCCUGUGAAAAUAAGCUCAUUAGUUACCCCGAUAGCGUCUCGAACCCUGCAUUUUUGCAUGUACCUCUAUUUACUGUUUUAAAGCAGAUCUUGUAGGAGAGCCAACCACUAGGGUUUGUGUGGCUUACAGUAUGUGCACAUGCAAGCUUCAGGCAGUAGAAUUCCUUGAUGUUCACCUGUGUUCUGAUGAUUGACAGAGGAGAGGCCUCAUAUAAUCAGUGUAGCCCUGUCCUGCUUGCCUGUCUAUGUGAUGUCUAGGUUUGCUUUUUAAAAACGGAUUUUAAGACCUACGACUGUACAAAUCAUUUAUUCCCAGUGUUAUAUGGAUGCCAUGAUAUUUUAGAUGAUAUGCAGUGACUUUUGGCAUCCCGUAGAUUGUUUUAAGAAUAUGUUCAAGUGCACAGGCAUUUCUUUAAGUGGAUGAUUGAAUAAGUCAGUAUCUAUGCCCUCCUAUGCUCCAAUGUGGGUAAGUUUAGAUUUUCUGUGCUUUGUUAUGUAUAUGGAAAAGGGCCAAGGGUUUGGGGCAUUGUGUGAGUCUGCCCUUAGCUAUGUGAAAAGUCUUAAAUACUGCUCUUCGACAUGUCUUUACAUUGUCCUCACUACUGACGACUAGGUGAAAAAGCUUGACUGAAUGUCUCCAGUGCUAGAAAUGGCCAUGGAAUUGUGUUGAUUGCUUGUAAUGAAUAGUCAUUGAUUUUAAUGGAAGCCCUGCUCUGUAGUUUAUUUCUAAGUUCAACAAUAUUGUAGCCUAAUGUCAUUCCCUUGAUAUCAUUUCAAAUGCAUCUCCAUUCCUGGUUGGAUGUUGCUUGCCUAACCCCCCCCCCCCCCAAAAAAAAAAUCUUUAUGUUUGUACCAUUGUGUUUACAAUGCUAGUUUAUUGGAUAAAAUUGUAAGUAUAUUUACCUGGGUGUUUCAAACAGCAUUGUGAUAGAACGAGUGCCCAAUUACCACAGUACUUUUCCCAUCAACUGGAUAAGGAUUAACGCUCUCACAGAUAAUAUUACUGUCUUAUCUUUGUAGCAACAUUUUAGUAUUGUGGUGUCCAUUUUUGAGAAAACAAAAUCUAUGACCACUCUUCUCUUUGUGUUUCGAUUUUGAACAUGUUCUGUAAGAUUUUUAUGGGGACUAAAAUAAAUACACUUGCAACUAGCCUGGGUCUCAGUGGAAACCAUGUACUGUACCUAUUCAAACUGCUCUGUGUAUUGAAACAUGUUGCUUUAGCUGCUUUGAUAAAUAAAAUCCUUCCAGUACUCUA
Messenger RNA from Oncorhynchus masou masou (cherry salmon), 4995 nucleotides. Its product is annotated as serine/threonine-protein kinase 32C-like. Lineage: Eukaryota; Metazoa; Chordata; Actinopteri; Salmoniformes; Salmonidae. Bases 449 to 1771 code for a protein of 440 amino acids. Gene Ontology annotation, biological process: protein phosphorylation. The record is from RefSeq and is a predicted model, not a curated record. The transcript is spliced from 12 exons. Gene Ontology annotation, molecular function: ATP binding; protein kinase activity.